AUGUCUGUAUUGGAUAUUCCUGAGCUACUACUGGCAACGUUGGGUUACCUCGAUCAGAGCUCACUUGGGAAAUGUGCUCAAGUUUGCCGUGCUUGGAGAGAGCCUGCCACUGAACUCUUAUGGGCUCAAGUACAGGACCUCGAAUGCCUGGUAAAUAAAUCGUUCACCAAAAAUGCGUUAUCUUGUUUCAGUAAUCCUGCAUGGAACCGAUUGAUUCACAAGCCAUACCCGGAACUCGCCAGCCCACCAAAUAGCCCACGCGGCGAUGAUCAGCCCGAAGGGACCGAACCCACCCUGGCUCAAGCAUGGUGCGAACUUCGAUCUUUUGAUGUAGACUGGAUAGAAGAGACAAAGCUAUUUCGAAUGCGGACUCAGCGCAUCACACAUAUAUGUUUAACUCGAUCGAGUCUCCACGCUCUUUUAGUUUUAUAUGCUUUACAAGAAAUCUGCCCGAUGGCGUGCCGAGGGAUAUUUCCUCGCCUAUUCGCCCUUACUAUCGGAAACGAUCAUUACGCACCAUUGACCUCCCAAUCUAUUACGAGGUUAACAUCUCUCCGACACAUCACCUACGAAGCGAGUAGCGCAAAUUUGUAUAGCACAUAUUUUUCAAGUUGGAGGGUAGCUUGCCAGGAUGCCAUAGGUCUUACAUCCUUUAGCAUUCGCUUCACCGGAGAAUCAGACAAUAAAGAGUAUUUUGGAGGAUUCCUCGAGCCAUACUGGGCCUAUUCCAAAAAUCUUUCCCCAUCUUUAUCUCGAUUCCCAUUCGUACUGAGCCGACCCUGGAAGCACAUCGAACUGCCAGGACGGCUGGUAGGAAAAUAUCUCUUUUCAGCACUUGCAUCAAUUAGUACCCUGGAAACUCUGACUAUACACGGAUCCCUCAAAAGUUCAGGCGAGGACAUCAAGUACAAAGGAGCCCUAUUCAAAUCUUUACGCGAGCUUCGCUUACUCGAUGUUUCAACUAUUGGAGAAGAGUACUUCACAGGCCUGGUGCUCCACAAUGUUCGAGACCUGGAACUCCGAUACCUUCCAGAACGUGAAAAGGUUACCAGUGCCACCAUCCUUCCAACUGUUAAUCUGGCAGCAAUGGCACAGGCAUGUCCGAAUCUUCUGACUUUGAUAGUCACAGCGAAUGAUAUUGCGGAGGAGGGGAAGUUUGUGAAAAUUUUUGAAAACUCUGACUUUGAGCCAUUAUUGGCACUUAAUUCUCUCGAAAAAUUAGUGGUCCGGGUCCCACGGGAUAGCAGUUUACGUCUUUCUGACGAUUUUCUGGACAGAGCAGCACGAUCAUGGCCUUCUUUGCGAGAGCUGGAUAUGGACCAGGCGCAUUCAAGCAAAACGCUAGUUACGCUACAGGGACUCGCGCCGUUUUCCCAGUAUUGCCCGAGGCUGUGCUCACUCCAGCUCGGAAUCCGGCAGGAUCACACUCACACCGUCUUCAACGCAGACUUAUACUCCCGGCGGGAUAUCAGCAGCCCUGGUGUCAGGUGCUCGCUUACAUACCUAAACAUUGGGUGCCCGUGCAUCUACAAGGCAGAAGCCGUCUCCGACUUCUUUUCGGCGCUGUUCCCCAAUUUGCGUCAGAUCGAGUGUCCUAAACCAUCAGGUUCGGUUCCGUAUAGCCAGGGAGACUAUUUCGUCUGGUCUCAAGUCGUCCGGACGGUUCAGGAGCUCGAUAGGGACCUCGAAUAUCUGGCCCGUACGCUCCGAGCUCGGGAUUUGGCCGAAAGGCAUGAAUCUAUCAAUGGAGAAUUUAUCGUAUCAUCGAUCGAUGAUAGUGACGAAGACUAUUGGGCUUAUUCUGGCAGUGAAGACGACAGCUAUUCUUCAGAUGAAGAUUAG
Molecule: messenger RNA, 1842 nt
Organism: Rhizoctonia solani
Lineage: Eukaryota; Fungi; Basidiomycota; Agaricomycetes; Cantharellales; Ceratobasidiaceae
Product: F-box-like protein
Exons: 3
Coding region: 1-1842 (613 amino acids)
Molecular function (GO): protein binding
Source: RefSeq, a predicted model, not a curated record